AUUAGCCCUUUCGUGUUUAGUUCCGUACUCUUCUAUCUAUCCACCGGUUGUAGAUUUGUCUCCGCCGCCGUUAAAAACAUCUGCUUUCGCGUUUCUUUCCUCUCGAAUCCGUUUUGGAGAAAACACAAACACAACAAACUUCACCGCGUCGUCCGAUAAUGAAGUUUGGUUUCGGUCUUCAAUCUCGAUCUGUUUUGUAGGAGCUAAAUUAAGAAUAAAAGAAAAUGUCGAGGCCGAUCAUGAUCGUCUUUCUUCUAGUCAUACUCAUUGUCACCUCUCAGUUUGAGUGGAGGCAACCGCUUCUUGAGCUUGAUGCUGCUCCUAGCUUGUCUCUGAAACACCAGCAACUUGCAAAGAGGGAAGAAGCUGUCAAAGAGAAGAUCAUCUUGUCACAAGAGAGGCAUAUCCAGAGGCUAAAUGACAUGGUACGAAGUCUUCAAAUGCAGUUACUGCGAUGCAGAGGAGAGAACGAGACACAAAACGCCACUGAAACCUCCCGUCUCAACAAACAGUUUAUUGAGCUCGAGAGGAAACCCAUUGUGGAAGACUAGUUUGAUUCAGUAGUAAUAAAUAACCCAAAUGGUAAGUAAAAGCUUUGGGAAGCAAUCUUUAAUUUUCCUAGCUCCAACGCUUGUAUUUUAUUUAUGUUGUGCUGAUGAUUUGAUUAGUAGAAUUGCUUUAAUUAUAUGACCAAGGAUAUUCGAGUUUUUAAUGAAAUUUGAGGAUUACGGUGUUGGAUAA
Messenger RNA from Brassica oleracea var. oleracea, 741 nucleotides. RefSeq lists its product as uncharacterized. The record is from RefSeq and is a predicted model, not a curated record. NCBI's taxonomy places the organism in Eukaryota, Viridiplantae, Streptophyta, Magnoliopsida, Brassicales, Brassicaceae. The transcript is spliced from 3 exons. Bases 225 to 551 code for a protein of 108 amino acids.